Molecule: messenger RNA, 1260 nt
Organism: Lycium ferocissimum
Lineage: Eukaryota; Viridiplantae; Streptophyta; Magnoliopsida; Solanales; Solanaceae
Exons: 3
Coding region: 48-731 (227 amino acids)
Cellular component (GO): mitochondrial matrix
Source: RefSeq, a predicted model, not a curated record
CUAAAGGAUUUUGAUAAACCCUCCUUUAAGCCCUUUGGAGAACAACCAUGGCAAUGGCACGUCGUUUAGUUAGACCUUUAGGAGGAAUAGCCAAAAGGGUUUUGCUCCAGCAGCCAGUGAUGUUCAAUUUGUGUAGAAAUUACAUAUCAGAGAUGCGUAAAGAAGCAUUUGAAGAGAACAUUCUCAGACUCCUCCGCUACGAGAUUCGUUAUGAGCUUGAACGUUCUCCUCCCUCUCAGCCCAUCACGGAAUUUGAUUCAUUUAUCAUUGAUGAAAGGCCUGGAGAACAAUGGAUUAAAUUAAACAAGAAAUUUGGGGAGAAUGAAGAAAUUAGAGUUGAAGUUACCAUGUUUGAUGCAUCUGUUCCUGUUAAAAAAGGUGGUGAUGUGUCUGCAGCAGAUGACGUGCACCUUCACAUAACUAUGAUUGUGAAUGUUCUCAAAGGAGAAAGCAAUGAUGUGCUUGAGUUUGUUUGUUCUGCAUGGCCAAUCAGUGUUGAGAUUCGUAAAGUUUACACGCGUGGGCAGAAAGGCAUAGUGGAUCAACCUUAUGUUGGGCCUCCAUUUAAGGAAUUGGAUGAUGAACUGCAGAAUUCUCUUUAUGAUUUCCUGGAGACAAGGGGAAUAAACGAUGGACUUUGUGUAUUCUUACAUCAAUACAUGAAGAACAAAGAUAAACUUGAAUUUAUUCGCUGGAUGGAAAAGGCCAAAUCGUUCAUAGAGAGGAAAUAGAGAUAGUGUUUGCAUUUCUUCCGCCACUGUUGCCUUGCUAACUUGCUUGCGGACCAUGCUCUGGAUUCAUUAGUUGAGAAAAAUUAUACUUGCAGGUUUAGAAUGAGAAAGAAACACUUUUCAUCUCAAUUGGAAGUCUGCCAUGCUAGUUUUUUUGUCUUUUCAAGGUUCCUAGAAUUCUACCAUAUCAGACAAAUGAGCCUUACAGAGAAGACGGACAACAACAUUACUAAUUUAGUUGGUGUAUUAUGUGAAGUUCAAAAAUCAUGAUCCCAUUCUUCAAUUGACAAAGUUUGCACUGCAUCUUAGUAAAGUGUACACCUGGGCUUUGCCAUGUUAUAGGUUUCUCCUUUUACUCGACCUCUCUGGUAUUUACUUAACUUUUCAGACUGCUUUGUGUUGACCUCUUACACAGAGAUUUUUGGCUGGUGCUUAAAGAGCUGCCAAUAAUGUCAUAAUUUUUAGGAACAAUGUUAUUUUAUGUAUUUGUGAUCUACUUCAGUAGCAAGUAGCAAUUUAGCCAGUUCAA